CUGCACCAGCACCACGGCGGUGGCGGUGGCGCCGCUCAGCGCCAGCAAGACCAAGACCAAGAAGAAGCAUUUCGUGUGCCAGAAAGUGAAGCUAUUCCGGGCCAGCGAGCCGAUCCUCAGCGUCCUGAUGUGGGGGGUGAACCACACGAUCAAUGAGUUGAGCAAUGUCCCUGUCCCUGUCAUGCUAAUGCCAGAUGACUUCAAAGCAUACAGCAAGAUCAAGGUGGACAAUCAUCUCUUCAAUAAGGAGAACCUCCCCAGCCGCUUUAAGUUUAAGGAGUACUGCCCCAUGGUGUUCCGAAAUCUUCGGGAGAGGUUUGGGAUUGAUGAUCAGGAUUACCAGAAUUCAGUGACACGCAGUGCCCCUAUCAACAGUGACAGCCAAGGCCGAUGUGGCACACGUUUCCUCACCACCUAUGACCGGCGCUUUGUCAUCAAGACUGUGUCAAGUGAGGACGUGGCUGAAAUGCACAACAUCUUAAAGAAGUACCACCAGUUCAUAGUAGAGUGUCAUGGCAACACCCUUUUGCCCCAGUUCCUGGGCAUGUACCGCCUGACCGUGGACGGCGUGGAAACCUACAUGGUGGUCACCAGGAACGUGUUCAGCCAUCGGCUCACUGUACACCGCAAGUAUGAUCUCAAGGGUUCUACUGUUGCCAGAGAAGCGAGUGACAAGGAGAAGGCCAAGGACUUGCCAACAUUUAAAGACAAUGACUUUCUCAAUGAAGGGCAGAAGCUGCAUGUGGGAGAGGAGAGUAAAAAGAACUUCCUGGAAAAACUGAAACGGGACGUAGAGUUUCUGGCUCAACUGAAGAUCAUGGACUAUAGCCUGCUGGUGGGCAUCCAUGAUGUGGACCGAGCAGAGCAGGAGGAGAUGGAGGUGGAGGAGAGGGCAGAGGACGAGGAGUGCGAGAAUGAUGGGAUGGGCGGCAACCUGCUCUGCUCCUACGGCACACCUCCGGACAGCCCUGGCAACCUCCUCAGCUUUCCUCGGUUCUUUGGUCCUGGAGAAUUCGAUCCCUCUGUUGAUGUCUAUGCCAUGAAAAGCCAUGAAAGUGCCCCUAAAAAGGAGGUCUAUUUCAUGGCCAUCAUUGAUAUCCUCACACCAUAUGAUGCUAAGAAGAAAGCUGCACAUGCUGCCAAAACAGUGAAACAUGGGGCGGGGGCCGAGAUCUCGACUGUGAACCCUGAGCAGUACUCCAAACGCUUCAACGAGUUCAUGUCCAACAUCCUGACGUAGUGACCUUCUACCUUCAGCCAGAGCCAGAGAGCGAGACGUGGGGUCGGGGAUCGGAAGGGGAAGAGGGUAUAUUUGGGCUAGAUGGGAGGGUGGGAGCAGAGUGGGGGUCAGGGAGGGCUUUAGCAGUGAGACUGUAGCCUGUGACACUGAGAGAGACUCUUAAGUUGGGAGGAGAGAUAUGCUGUGUGUGCACAUGCUCACAGGAUAUAGCCUCACCUUCUGCUUACCCUUGAUUUUUCCCCCCAUUUGACCCAGGUUAAAAAAGGGUUUCCUUUGUGUUACCUUGUAACCUUUUAAGAUACCUUUGGGAUAGAGGUGACUGUGGGUUUAUUUGGGUUCUGUUUCUGAAAUUUCAUUGCUCCAGAUUUGCUAUUUAUAAUGAUGUGUGUCAUCACCCUAUCCACCUUCCCCAACCCUGCCCCGAGUUCCCCUCAGUUAAAGAGGCACCCCAUAGACCUAGCCAAGGGUCCCCUCAGAGCCAAGUGCUCUGACGCCAGAGGAGAGGAGGUCAGACACCUCAGCCCUGCUGCAUUUGAUCUUGUCUGAAUUAAUUUUUUAAUUUUAUGAAGUAUUGUGCACAACUUCCUUCACCUUUCCUCCUUGGAUCCAAAUGAUUCCUCCGUCUAAAUGCUGUCCUCCUGAAGGAACACUCCAGAUCACCAUCCGUCAUCUUGGAUCAGAGUCAAAGAUCUCAGAGGAGAGUGAGUUCAUCCUCAUGGGAUGGUAAGGGGUGGAAGUUGCAGCUGGGCUCUUGGACAGUUGGUUCUCAGAGAACCCCAUAAUCAUCACUCAAGCCCCUGGGCUCUCUCAACCCCUGGAGUUCAGAUGUCCUCUCUAUAAAGCCUGCGUCCCACUGGGUCAAAAGGAACUAGAAAGGACCCCUGUGCUUAAAUGGUUAUUUCCCCCUUGGAGAAACCCCAGAAGCUGAUGAGUAUUAAAUGAAGGCUUGUGACCUCCAUCCAUUUACUUCCUUCUGACCUUUUCCAGGCACCCUCACUUAUAGGUGAGCCUUAAUUUGGGGCAGAUCUCCUGGUGCCUAGGCUGCUCCUUACAGAGAUUCCCUUUUGAGCCCCAGGGCUACAGUGUAGGUAAUUUGACUCCCUGUGCCUGUGGUUUUGUUACCCUGAUGGACGUUAUGGCCAGCAGGGAGUGAUAACCCCCACCUUGGAAUGUGGUUCCUAAGCCUGAGAUUGUUUCCGGGUCACUUGAAAAUGUGACCCAGGAAAUCCAAUUUGGAGGCUUGAUGUGGGGUUGGACCUGGCCCCAGCCUUGGGGCUGUUUUUCCUUGAUGCCCCGCUCUAGACUUUUAGCAGAUCUGCCACCCACAGGCUUCCUCAGGAGUGGCGUCCUGCAGCUUCCUUAGAAUCUCCACCCACCUUCUGAGCCUUGCUACCCAGGCCUCAGAAUUGAGCCGUGUGUCAUUCUUUGAUGACAUCAGAGCAGUCUGGUCUGGCUAGGAGAGAAAACGGCCCUGCACUAGGGGAGGUACAUUCCUGUAUCUUCUCACCCUCUCACCAGGAACUGGGGAUUUGGGAUGAGAUAUGGUAAAACGUGUAGAUAAUCCCAGAUGCGAGAAAGUUUGUGGAAGUAUUUUGAGUGAAUGGAUUGACUUCCUGUGGCUCCCUCCAAACCUGGCCACGUUCAGCUUCUGGAUCAGGAACCAGCACCGUCUCUGUGCCCUACCUGUAGCAUCUAGGCCAGGAAGGAAUGGAGACAGCAUUCUUGGACUCCUCUAGGGCUGCCAGGACCUUCUGGAAGAGGCAAACAACUGCCCUAGCCCCAGGAAGAGGCCAUAGGUAGCUCUGAACAUCCGUAGUAAGACCACCAAGUGACUUGGGGAAGAACUUGAAACCAAGUGGCUCAUGGAGAAAAUAAAUUUGACGUAGGAAGGGAUUACAUAGGAAUAAUGUUUGGACUUGAUUUCCCCACCUCCUAAUCAAGAAUGAAAAUUUGGAUCUGCUCCUAGUCAGGCCCAGCAACUCCAAAGCUUGGCAGGCUGUCCUCCGGCAGCCUCCACAGCCUCGGGCUCCCACCGGCUUCCUGCAUUUUGUCUGCUGAUCAUGUUGCCAUAAUGUGUAUGAACUGUGUAACACAAUCUUUUCAGUUAAAGAUGAGCUACCAGGUAUCUAACUUCUUUAACAUUGAGUUUUUGUGUUUUUGUGGGGGGGGCGGGGUUGUUUUUGUUUUUGUUUUUGUUUUUUUGUAUAUUGUUUACAUUUUGAGAGGUAGAACCUGUUUCAAAUGCUCUUUUCGUGUUUCUGACAGUAUUGUUGAUUGGGUCAGAACAUUUGAGCUGUGGUUUGGUGGAUUUUAGAUUUUUUUAAAAGGUCAUUUUCUGUGUUAUCUUCAAAACCUUGGGUUUGGCCCUCUAAUUCUUUUGGCAUUCAACUGUUUAAAAGCUAUUUAUCUUGGUUUAUACAAGUUUUCUUUCUCUUCUUUUUGUAAUGAUGAAGAUAUUAUAUUUGGUUUGCAGUCUGAAUGUGGAGAAAGUGAACCGAUCCCCAAAUAUUUGUCUGCCCUCACUUUUUCCUGAAUCCCACCAUUCCCUCUCUGGGCAGUGGAACGUAUCUUAGGGGAAAUGACUACCCUCAACCUUACUCUUUGGAGCCAGGAAGGUCAACAGCCUUAUGGUAUCCCAGAAUAAUUUUGGGUCUCCCAAGAACAAAAUUAUAAGAAUAGGACAUGGCUGACUGGGUAAGGUCUGGAGGGGAAUAAGGGCAGGAUUCCUCUCCUGUUCCCUCCAUUACCACCUAACAAGUUACAGCUUCUCACAUCCUGCCCCUCUUCUGAAAGUCAGCAGCUAAGAAACUAUCGUCUCCCAGCCAAAGUGAGUUGUCUGAAAACUCUGCUUAGACCACUAGAUGAAGGCCUCUGGCCCUUGUUCCUGUUAAUGAACCACUGAGUCUUAUCCCCCCAGUGCAGCUCCUUCCCUGUGACCCGCAGUUGGUGGGUAAGGGGUAGGGCUGGGAAGCCAGCAGUUCCAGGAGCACAGACUUAACAGUGCUCAGUCUUUUCUUACGUAGCUCAGGGGUUAGUGGUCUGUGGCAGGUGCCACGAGUCGCCCCCGUGGCUGUUCUCAGUGGCACUCCAUAAAUUCCUACCACAGACAGCUCUUCCUCCUCUCUCCCUCUUCCUACUUGUUUCUCUUGCCUGUGCUUUAGGCCUCAAACAGGUCCCCUGGUAGUACUCAGGACUUGGGACUACGGACUCCUCCCCUAGUGACUUUCCCCUUGUCACAGUCUGCCAGGGCCUGCCCUGGGGAGGUGGACCAAAGACCCAAGACUUUUCUCAGUAGCCAAUCCCAAUUGUCUUUUUACUGGUUCAAGUUGGGAGAGGGAAGAAACUUGAGCACUCCCAACAUUUGAGCUACUCAAGUGUUAGGGACUGGAGGGGAGUGUGUUUAUAUAACCUUUAGGGCUCUGGCCUUAGACCUGUGGCUCCCCCAACCCUAGGGACCUCACCUCUUUCUGGCAGAAAUGUGGGAAGUGAGGUUCACUUUGAGCACAGGAAUCAAAGGGAAAACACAUUCAAACGACUGCCCCUAAAUUUACCAGCUAUCUGCAAGGGUCAGUGUACAUGGCCCUACUAGCCUUCCUCUGCAAUGUGCCACUUACGAAGGGGUUCUCCAAGGGAAGAGACUCAGCUGUCCCCAGGUUGUGCUAGGAUCUUUCGGAGGUUGGAAAGGAAUAUUCCAGAGGAGCCUCUUCCCCUUGGCUCAGAGCCAUUUUCUAAGGAAGGAGGAACCAACAACCUUUGGGGGAAGGCUGGGUGCUGCUCAGCACACCCAAACAUCAGGUCAGGCAUUGUAAUAAAAAAAUGUGAAUUAAGUUUAAAUUUUGGGGGGGCGCAGGAUAAACUACCACCCCACCAUACGUGUGUGACUUCUCCAUUUCCCACUGCAAUUUCCAUUUUUUAAAUAGGAAUUUUCAGCCCCUGUGCUUGUCUAAUGUCUGCUUGGAACAAUUCGAGAACCUGUUACUGUUUUAAAAUGCAUGCAUGUUAAGAUGAAUCUCCAACCCAAGGAAAAUAAAACUCAAAAAGCUUUGUGUAUACAUUGA
This is a messenger RNA of Pteropus alecto (black flying fox), 5298 nucleotides long. It is a transcript of the gene PIP4K2B, whose product is annotated as phosphatidylinositol-5-phosphate 4-kinase type 2 beta. The coding region runs from base 128 to 1240 and encodes 370 amino acids. Gene Ontology annotation, molecular function: phosphatidylinositol kinase activity. The transcript is spliced from 10 exons. The record is from RefSeq and is a predicted model, not a curated record. Lineage: Eukaryota; Metazoa; Chordata; Mammalia; Chiroptera; Pteropodidae. Gene Ontology annotation, biological process: phosphatidylinositol metabolic process.